This is a messenger RNA of Vitis riparia (riverbank grape), 1516 nucleotides long. RefSeq names its product DNA-repair protein XRCC1. The coding region runs from base 237 to 1400 and encodes 387 amino acids. NCBI's taxonomy places the organism in Eukaryota, Viridiplantae, Streptophyta, Magnoliopsida, Vitales, Vitaceae. The record is from RefSeq and is a predicted model, not a curated record. Gene Ontology annotation, molecular function: damaged DNA binding. The transcript has 9 exons. Gene Ontology annotation, biological process: single strand break repair; base-excision repair; double-strand break repair via nonhomologous end joining.
AUCAUUUGAAACUAGAGGCGCUAUCGGAAAAAGCACUGAAAAUUGGGGCAGAAAGACAAUAUCGAAAAUUAUCACCGAUAAAACCCCGAGAUUGCGAGGGCUUAGAACGACGCCGGUAGUCGCCGUGGUCGAUCCGAGAUAUUGAUUGUGGUCUCCAAAUUUUCCCUGUAAAGAAUUGUGCUUUUACCCACAUGCGAUGAAAGAGGAAUUGUGGAUGGUGAGAUUUGUUCUUCCACAUGUCUGAUUCAAAGUCAAGCCCUGGUGACGGUGCUAAUAAAACUGUGAAGAGAAGUCUUCCUUCGUGGAUGAGUGAUAGAGAAAAUGGAAGCAAAGCUCGUGGAAAGAGAUCAGUUGAUGGUGGCGGACAGGAGGAAAGUAAGGAGGGUGAGAAGCCUGAACAAGCUAAAGGCAAUGGUGGCAAAAGCAACAAUAGACCAGGAGCAUCCAAUUUGAGUACCUCGAACUUCUCCAACCUCCUGGAAGGGGUAGUCUUUGUAUUAUCAGGGUUUGUUAACCCUGAGCGUAGUACACUCAGGUCUCAGGCCCUGGAAAUGGGAGCAGAAUAUCAGCCUGACUGGAACUCAAAUUGUACCCUCCUGGUCUGUGCAUUUCCAAAUACUCCAAAGUUUCGUCAAGUUGAGGCAGAUUGUGGAACAAUUGUUUCAAAGGAGUGGCUAUCGGAAUGUUACAACCAGAAGAAGCUCGCUGAUAUUGAAAUUUAUCUUAUGCAUGCUGGGAAACCAUGGCGGAAAAGCAAUGUUCCCCAUGAAGACAAAAAUGAUGAGGAAGCUGCCCCACCUAGUAAUUCUAAAAUGCAAGUUGAAAGAGGAUUGCGUUCAAAGUCGACUGCCUCCAAGAGUGGAUCUAAUCCAGCUAAAGAUCUCUUUUCUCCUUCAGAAGUGAAGAAAUGGGCUAUUGAUGAUUUGCAUAAAACCAUCUCUUGGCUGGAUAUUCAAGAAGAAAAGCCAGAGCCAAGUGAAAUAAAGAAAAUAGCGGCUGGAGGGAUAUUAACUUGUUUACAAGAUGCCAUAGACUCUCUUGAGCAAAAGCAGGAUAUCUUGGAAAUGACCAAAGAGUGGAACUUUAUCCCACGGGUGGUUGAGGAGCUGGUGAAGCUUGAAAGCACCAGAAACAGCCAUUCCUCUCUCUCAAAGGCAGAUCUCUACAAACACGCAGUCACCUGUAAAGAAAUCUACGAGGCGGAAUUCAGCAGUUUAGAUGAUGACGCAUUGGCAAAUAAGAAACAACCAAAGACCGGUAGUGGAGAGAAGGGGAAGAAGAAGAUGACCAAAGUCACGUCCAGCAAUGCAGCUGGCUACGACAGCGAUGAAACUGUUGAGAUGACAGAAGAAGAAAUCGACCUUGCUUACAAUACUGUAGCAUCUGCAAUUUGUAAAUAGAGAGUAAACUAAAAGCUGGGUGAAACUGCAGAUGGAACUUCUUUUGUGAAAGUGAAUGGUUUCUUAUGCUCGCUUCAAUGAAAAGUAAGGUCAAAGCAAAACUCUUUCUGCAGCUC